GCGCUCCAGAUUGCCUGGCCCUGCGCAGGGCGACUCUGCCGGUAGUGGCUAUGUCCAGCCGGUCCAAGCGGGAGUCUCGUGGUUCCACCCGCGGGAAGCGCGAAUCCGAGUCACGGGUCAGCUCGGGUCGCGUCAAACGGGAGCGAGAUCGGGAGCGGGAGCCCGAAGCGCCGAUCUCCCGGGGCAGCCCGGUGCGCGUGAAGCGGGAGGUCGAGCCGGCGAGCGCGCGCGAGGCCCCGGCGCCCGUAGUGCCGGCGGUGCGGGUGAAACGGGAGCGCGAGGCGGACGAAGACUCUGAACCUGAGCGGGAGGUGCGAGCCAAAAAUGGCCGCGUGGAUUCUGAGGACCGGAGGAGCCGCCAUUGCCCAUACCUGGAUACCAUUAACAGGAGUGUGCUGGACUUUGACUUUGAGAAACUGUGUUCCAUCUCCCUCUCCCAUAUCAAUGCAUAUGCCUGUCUGGUGUGUGGCAAGUACUUUCAGGGCCGGGGUUUGAAGUCUCAUGCCUAUAUUCACAGUGUCCAGUUUAGCCACCAUGUCUUCCUCAACCUCCACACCCUCAAGUUUUACUGCCUUCCAGACAACUAUGAGAUCAUCGAUUCCUCUCUGGAAGAUAUCACGUAUGUGUUGAAGCCCACUUUCACAAAGCAGCAGAUUGCGAACUUGGACAAGCAAGCCAAAUUGUCCCGGGCAUAUGAUGGUACCACUUACCUGCCAGGUAUUGUGGGCCUGAAUAACAUAAAGGCCAACGACUAUGCCAAUGCUGUCCUUCAGGCUCUGUCUAAUGUUCCUCCUCUUCGGAACUACUUCCUGGAAGAAGACAAUUAUAAAACCAUCAAACGUCCUCCAGGGGAUAUCAUGUUCUUGUUGGUCCAGCGUUUUGGAGAGCUGAUGAGAAAGCUCUGGAACCCUCGAAAUUUCAAGGCACAUGUCUCUCCCCAUGAGAUGCUUCAGGCUGUUGUCCUUUGCAGCAAGAAGACUUUUCAGAUCACCAAACAAGGGGAUGGAGUCGACUUUUUGUCCUGGUUUCUGAAUGCUCUGCACUCAGCUUUGGGGGGCACAAAGAAGAAAAAGAAGACUAUUGUGACUGACGUGUUCCAGGGGUCCAUGAGGAUCUUCACUAAAAAGCUUCCUCAUCCUGAUCUGCCAGCAGAAGAAAAAGAACAGCUGCUUCACAAUGAUGAGUACCAGGAGACGAUGGUGGAGUCCACCUUUAUGUACCUCACACUGGACCUUCCUACUGCACCCCUCUACAAGGACGAGAAGGAGCAGCUCAUCAUCCCCCAGGUGCCGCUCUUCAACAUCCUGGCCAAGUUCAACGGCAUCACUGAGAAGGAAUAUAAGACUUACAAGGAGAACUUUCUGAAGCGCUUUCAGCUCACCAAACUUCCUCCAUAUCUAAUCUUCUGCAUUAAGAGAUUCACUAAGAACAAUUUCUUUGUGGAGAAGAAUCCAACUAUUGUCAACUUCCCUAUUACAAAUGUGGAUCUGAGAGAGUACUUGUCUGAGGAAGUGCAAGCAGUACACAAGAACACCACCUACGACCUGAUUGCCAACAUCGUCCACGACGGCAAGCCCUCUGAGGGCGCCUACCGGAUCCACGUGCUCCAUCAUGGGACAGGAAAAUGGUAUGAAUUACAAGACCUCCAGGUAACUGACAUCCUUCCCCAGAUGAUCACGCUGUCGGAGGCUUACAUUCAGAUUUGGAAGAGGCGGGAUAAUGAUGAAACCAACCAGCAGGGGGCUUGAAGGAGAAGCCAGGGCUGAAUAUGUAAAUAAUAGUGAAGCUGUAACUGAACAGAGGCUGACUGGGCAUAUCCCUGGACCAGCCUAGUUUUUAUGGGUGUUGGUUCACACCAGAGCAAUAGAGGGGCCCACCUGCCUGGGACAACUCUGUGCUGUCACCCAGCUGUUCUUUGAUCAGUUUACUGUAGAUUGAUGUUUGUUCACCUUUCUUUCUAGCUCCCCUGUAGCUUCAGCAGGCCAUAACUUACAGAUGUCUGUAAUUUAUUUCUGAGUAGUUAUGUGUAUCCUCUAAGCAUCAGUGGCUCAGGAUUCUAGGAAUAAGAGCAUGAAGCCAGUAGCAUCCUUUUUCCU
Molossus molossus (Pallas's mastiff bat) is the source of this 2096-nucleotide messenger RNA. RefSeq names its product ubiquitin specific peptidase 39 (gene USP39). The record is from RefSeq and is a predicted model, not a curated record. NCBI's taxonomy places the organism in Eukaryota, Metazoa, Chordata, Mammalia, Chiroptera, Molossidae. Gene Ontology annotation, biological process: protein deubiquitination; mRNA processing; spliceosomal complex assembly. The transcript has 13 exons. The coding region runs from base 51 to 1748 and encodes 565 amino acids. Gene Ontology annotation, molecular function: cysteine-type deubiquitinase activity; zinc ion binding.